AUGGCAAUGCACUUUUCAAAGCAAAUGGCGGUCCUAACUAAUAAACGUCUGCUAGUUAUUUUUGGCCUCCUGGUUGUUUACCUGGCAUAUUGGUGGAAUGCAAAUUUUCACGUACCCAAAAACUUAGAACAGCGAGAGGAAGUUAUCAUGAUCUAUGCUGUUUCAAAGCUUAGCAGAAUGAUAACUCAUACAGAAAAUUUUAAUGGAGUGGAGGUCAUUAUUAUAGAGCCCUUUCAGAAAGAUGAUUAUGGACCUGGAAUGGUUUUUUAUCACGGUGGGGGCUGGGUCCUUGGAACAGCAAGUGAUAAUUUGGAAUUCUUGGCAGUGCUAUCCGAAGCUCUGAACAUGACUAUUAUUUCAGUUGAGUACAGAAUGGCCCCAGAACACCCCUUCCCCACCCCACUGGAUGACUGCUUCGAGGCCACCAAAUACUUUUUUGAAAAUUCCGCCAAAUAUAACGUCGAUCCAUUCAGGAUUGCAUUAGCUGGAUUCAGCGCUGGAGGCAACUUGGCGGCGGCAAUGUCAAUCAGAAUGCGUGACUCCGCUCUUCCCUGGAAGAAUAAGGUCCAAGUGUUGUUAUCCCCAUGUUUGCAAGCCUACAACUUUGACUUUCCAUCUUAUUAUUAUAAUGAGCUGGAUGAGAUCUUGCCCAAAUUCAGCAUGAUCGAGUUUUGGCUGUGGUAUGCCCUAGGUCAUGAUGGUCAUCAUUAUGUUGACCAGUUCAUGCACUCCAGUCAUUACCAUGUCAUUGAUGAGAAGAAGAUGCAUGGAAAACUGUUGGACUGGAAGUCGCUGGGCCUGCCACUGAACAAAUCGGAUGUCGAGGACUUCCAGUCAAAAAUAAAACAACCGAACAUCCAACUCCCAGUAGACGUCGUUUCGAAACUGAAAGCCACAUUCAUGAAUCCACAUUUUGCGCCACUCAUGCUGAAAGAUUUUUCAGGACUGGCCAAAGCCUUCGUCGGCACAGCCGAACACGACAUCCUUAGAGACGAGGCCCUCUUAUAUGCCAAGUACUUGAAAAUGAACGGAAAUGCCGUGAAAGCAGUCAAUUACAAUGGAGCCUUCCAUGGCCUAGUUUUCUGGAAUGAGCAUUACAACUUACCUAAGAGAGUGGCUAUUGAUGUUAUUGAGUUUUUGAAAGUUAACUUAUAA
This is a messenger RNA of Helobdella robusta, 1155 nucleotides long. RefSeq lists its product as hypothetical. Gene Ontology annotation, molecular function: hydrolase activity. The transcript is spliced from 7 exons. The record is from RefSeq and is a predicted model, not a curated record. The coding region runs from base 1 to 1155 and encodes 384 amino acids. Lineage: Eukaryota; Metazoa; Annelida; Clitellata; Rhynchobdellida; Glossiphoniidae.